AUGGAACCCUCUAGUGAUGCCCCCCCUUCCCAAACAACACCCGCUGCCCAAGCUGAACCUGCUGUCCAAGCUGAACCUGUUGCCACUCCAACUAAUGCUGAGGCACUUCCACCUAAACCUAAUGAUAAAACCAAGGUGAGUGAGAUAGCUGCUGAUUGUGGUAAUAAUAGGAAAAAGUCUACUGCUUGGGAUCAUUUCGAAAAAAUAAAAAUUAGUGAGGGUCAAUUUAAGGUUGUUUGCCAUUAUAGCCAAAAAACUUACCGUGCUAAUAGUAAAGGUCAUGGUACUACUAAUUUAUUGAAUCAUACACCAAACUGUGUUAAGAACCCUGAUAGAGCUUCACUUAAAGGGAAACAAACCUUAGCAUUUGAACCCAAAAUGAAUGGGAAGGAAGGGUUUAAGCUUGUACCAACAGCCUUUACUGUUGAGGCUUCUAGGAAGGCACUCGCUAAAAUGAUUAUAAUAGACGAGUUGCCUUUUAGGUUUGUUGAAGGGUAUGGGUUUCAAAGAUAUUCAACAACCUUACAACCUAAGUUGCAAAUUAGGGAUAUCCCAUCUCAUCAAACUAUGGCUAGGGAUGUGAUUAGCAUUUAUGGUGUUGAGAGAGAGAAACUAAGGGAAGUCUUGAAAGGUUGUAGGGUGUGCCUUACUACGGACACAUGGACUAGUAUUCAAAAUCUGAAUUAUAUGUCCCUUACAAGUCAUUUUAUUGAUGAUGAUUGGAACUUGCAUAAGAGAAUUUUGAAUUUUUGUCAAGUGGAAGACCAUAGGGGGGAGACUAUAGGUAGGAAGAUUGAGAUGUGUUUGCGUGAGUGGGGUGUUGAUGGCAUAUUCACCUUGACAGUGGAUAAUGCUUCCUCUAAUGAUGAUUUGAAAGAAAUUGAUGUGUCCAUUGCUAGGGUGCGUGAAGCGGUGAGGUGGAACUCUGCCUAUCUCAUGUUAGAUACUGCUGAAAAAUUUGAGAAAGUGUUCCUAAGAAUGGACUUUGAGGAUGAUGGCUAUUCUUCAUACUUUUUGAACAAGGAAAAUAGUGGUGGUUUGGGAUCUCCUUGUGGGGUAGAUUUUCAAAAUUGUAGGAUAUUUGUGAGUUUCUUGAAACUUUUUUACAAUGCAACAAAAAAGUUCUCCGGUUCUUUGUAUGUGACUUCAAAUACCUUCUUUGAUGAGAUGUUUGUGAUUCAAGAGAAUAUUGCUCAUUUAAUUAAAUCUCAAAAUCAUCUCUUGAAAAACAUGGCAACUAAAAUGGAAGCUAAAUUUGAAAAGUACUGGGGGAAAGGGGAUAAAAUUAAUAAGCUUUUGUGUGUGGCUAUGGUUCUUGAUCCAAGGAAGAAAAUGAGGUUUUUGAAGUUUUCUUUUUCUGAAAUUUAUAGGAAUGAAGUGGCUGAUGAGAUGGUUGAUUUGGUGAGGAAUUUCAUGGAUAGGUUGUAUGAUGAUUAA
This is a messenger RNA of Quercus robur (English oak), 1437 nucleotides long. Its product is annotated as zinc finger BED domain-containing protein RICESLEEPER 1-like. The transcript is spliced from 3 exons. NCBI's taxonomy places the organism in Eukaryota, Viridiplantae, Streptophyta, Magnoliopsida, Fagales, Fagaceae. Bases 1 to 1437 code for a protein of 478 amino acids. Gene Ontology annotation, molecular function: DNA binding. The record is from RefSeq and is a predicted model, not a curated record.